Messenger RNA from Anisakis simplex (herring worm), 273 nucleotides. NCBI's taxonomy places the organism in Eukaryota, Metazoa, Nematoda, Chromadorea, Rhabditida, Anisakidae. The record is from the annotation of a GenBank genome assembly.
AUGAAGACGAUUUUGGAUGAUCCAGAGGAUUUCUUCAAGAACGGUGGAUGGAACUUUUUGGCCGCAGAUAGUGAUAACGAAGAUGAAGAAGAGGAUGAGGAAAGCGAAGAGGCUUGGACACCGAGUGAAGAAGAAAGCGAAGGCGAGGAUGAGGACGAGGACGAAGAGGAAUCUGGCGAGGAAACCACCGAAUCUGGUGAGUUGGAUGCUUGUUGGGUUUAUGUUUUUGGAGGAUGUUUUGUUGUUUUUUAUGUGUUUACGUCAGGUUUUUGA